Leptopilina heterotoma is the source of this 4194-nucleotide messenger RNA. It is a transcript of the gene Nc73EF, whose product is annotated as 2-oxoglutarate dehydrogenase, mitochondrial. The transcript is spliced from 14 exons. Gene Ontology annotation, biological process: tricarboxylic acid cycle. Lineage: Eukaryota; Metazoa; Arthropoda; Insecta; Hymenoptera; Figitidae. Bases 149 to 3412 code for a protein of 1087 amino acids. Gene Ontology annotation, molecular function: thiamine pyrophosphate binding; oxoglutarate dehydrogenase (succinyl-transferring) activity. Gene Ontology annotation, cellular component: mitochondrion; oxoglutarate dehydrogenase complex. The record is from RefSeq and is a predicted model, not a curated record.
UUUCGAAACUGUCACCAGAGGCGCGAGACAACUUUCGAAGCGCAUGUGUUUUAAUAUUUUUUGGGAAGUCUUGGCAUUUCGCGUUACCUGUGAGUGUUGCAAAUGGUGGACGGGCUGUCAUCAUCGAUACGUUAACAUCAGGUGAAAAAUGUAUAAAGCAAGGACCGUAUUUAGUGCACUAACCCCGUUGGCCCCACGCGUCUGUGGGGCCGAAAGGUUCGCUUCGUGGCUCGUGAGGAGUCACCCGUUGGCGAGGACGAGUCAGGUCGUGAUUCCGGAAUCAGGACGCAGAUAUAGCAGCAGUCGAGUGGCGACCGAACCAUUUCUAAAUGGCUCCAGCAGCUCCUAUGUUGAGGAAAUGUACAAUGCCUGGCUCCAGGAUCCAUCCAGCGUUCAUGUCUCCUGGGACUCGUUCUUCCGAAACAGUACAGCAGGAGCUGCCCCAGGUAUGGCCUAUCAAGCGCCACCCUCACUCGCUCCCAGCUACAACCAAAUUCCCCUCGGUUCACUCUUACCCCUCGGCGGUGGAUCUCAAAUUGGACAAGUUCCCGUCAAUGAAAAAAUCAUCGACGAUCAUUUGGCGGUUCAAGCCAUUAUUCGAUCCUACCAGAUUCGUGGUCAUCAUAUCGCAAAGUUGGACCCACUUGGCAUCAACAGUGCUGAUCUUGAUGAUAGACAUCCUCAAGAGUUGCUCUAUAAUUAUUACUCAUUCGGAAAGAAUCCGCGGACCACUUACGCUCAAGAUCUACGAAAUCGUGUAGCGGCACUUAUGAAAAAGGAAUCGGACAUGGACAGAGUUUUCAAAUUGCCCUCAACGACUUUCAUUGGCGGUAAGGACAAAUCUCUUCCACUUCGUGAAAUUUUGAAGCGACUCGAGUCCACCUAUUGCGGACAUAUUGGCGUGGAAUUUAUGUUCAUCAAUUCCCUCGAGCAAUGUAAUUGGAUUCGGCAAAAAAUGGAGACUCCGGGAGUUAUGGAAAUCACCAACGACGAGAAGCGACUUAUUCUUGCGAGAUUGACCCGAGCUACUGGAUUUGAGGCGUUCCUUGCGAAGAAAUGGACCUCAGAGAAGAGAUUCGGUCUCGAAGGCUGUGAAAUUUUGAUCCCGGCAAUGAAGCAAGUUAUUGAUAAAUCCACCGAAUUGGGUGUCGAAUCGAUCGUCAUGGGAAUGCCCCACAGAGGACGACUCAACGUUUUGGCGAAUGUUUGCCGAAAGCCGCUUAGCCAAAUAUUCACUCAGUUCGCUGCGCUUGAAGCCGCGGACGAUGGUUCCGGCGAUGUGAAGUACCAUUUGGGAACGUACAUCGAGCGUUUGAAUCGCGUGACGAAUAAAAAUAUCCGCUUGGCGGUGGUUGCGAAUCCCUCGCAUCUCGAGGCUGUCGAUCCCAUUGUUCAGGGAAAAACAAGGGCUGAGCAGUUUUACCGCGGAGAUGGCGAGGGCAAGAAGGUGAUGUCGGUGCUGUUGCACGGCGACGCGGCUUUCUGCGGUCAGGGCAUUGUCUUCGAGACGAUGCACUUGUCAGAUUUGCCCGAUUACACCACUCACGGCACGAUUCACAUCGUCGCUAAUAAUCAAAUUGGAUUCACCACCGAUCCACGACAUUCACGAUCCUCACCAUACUGCACAGACGUGGCGAGAGUGGUGAACGCGCCCAUCUUCCACGUGAAUUCCGACGACCCGGAGGCAGUGAUGCACGUGUGCAAAAUGGCGGCCGAGUGGCGCGCGACCUUCCACAAGGACGUGGUGAUCGACAUCGUCUCGUACCGUCGCAACGGCCACAACGAGGCCGACGAGCCAAUGUUCACCCAGCCGCUCAUGUACCGCAAAAUUAAAAACACACCCCGCGUCCUCGACAAAUACUCCAAUCAGCUGGUGCAAGAGGGCGUCGUCACCACCGAGGAGGUCAAGGACGUCAAGGACAAGUACGAGAAGAUCUGCGAGGAGGCCUACGGCAACGCCAAGCAGGAGACGCACAUCAAGUACAAGGACUGGCUCGACUCCCCGUGGUCGGGCUUCUUCGAGGGCAAGGACCCGUUGAAGAUGUCGCCCACCGGCGUCAAGGAGGACACUCUCGUUCACAUCGGCAAGAAGUUCUCGUCCGCGCCACCGAAUGCGGCCGAAUUUGUCGUUCACAAGGGAAUUGAGAGAAUUUUGCGCGGACGAUUGGAGAUGGUCGAGUCGAGGACUGUGGACUGGGCUUUGGGCGAGGCGAUGGCUUUUGGAUCGCUGCUGAAGGAGGGAAUUCACGUGAGAUUGUCGGGUCAGGAUGUGGAGAGAGGAACGUUCUCGCAUAGACAUCACGUUCUUCAUCAUCAGACGGUGGAUAAGGCGACGUAUCGUCCUCUUUGCUAUUUGUAUCCUGAUCAGGCUCCGUACACAGUGUGCAAUAGUUCGUUGUCCGAGUAUGGAGUUCUUGGUUUCGAAUUGGGUUACUCGAUGACGAAUCCAAACGCUCUUGUCAUUUGGGAAGCACAGUUUGGAGAUUUCAACAACACUGCGCAGUGUAUUAUUGAUCAAUUCAUCAGCAGUGGACAGGCCAAAUGGGUCCGACAAUCAGGACUCGUUAUGCUUCAACCACACGGUCUCGAAGGCCAGGGCCCAGAACACUCGAGCGCACGUCUCGAACGCUUCCUGCAAAUGUCGGCCGACGAUCCGGACUAUUUCCCGCCGGAGAGUGAGGAAUUCGCAGUGCGUCAACUUCACGACAUCAACUGGAUUGUCGCGAAUUGCACGACACCGGCCAAUCUCUUUCACAUCCUCCGUCGGCAAAUCGCCCUGCCAUUCCGCAAGCCACUCAUCAUCAUGACGCCAAAGUCACUCCUGAGACAUCCCGAGGCGCGCUCCAGCUUCGACCUCAUGACGGAGAACACGCAAUUCCUCCGCAUCAUUCCCGAGGAGGGUGCGGCCGCCAAUUGUCCGAGCGCCGUCAAGAGAGUCAUCUUCUGCUCCGGCAAAGUUUACUACGACUUGAAAAAGUCGAGGAGCGAACGUGGACUCGAUGACAAAGUCGCUAUCGCGCGUGUUGAACAGAUUUCGCCGUUCCCUUACGACUUAGUGAAGAAGGAGGCUGAGAAAUAUUCAUCGGCGGAACUUAUUUGGUGUCAGGAGGAGCAUAAAAAUCAAGGAGCUUGGAAUUACGUUCAACCGAGAUUUAAUACCGCUCUCAAUGGAACGCGAUCGUCUUCUAAUGAAGAUUCAAAAAGCGACGGAUGGUUUAGUUCAUUGUUCUCGUCCUCGAAGGCAGAGGACAAGAAACCAACUCACGAUUCACAAGCUGAGGAAUCGACAAAACCCAGCGAAAGAAUCACGAGAUACGUUGGACGUCCAACAGCAGCAUCGCCAGCAACCGGAAGUAAAGCCCAACAUACGAAAGAAUUGAAACAAUUGCUCGACGAUGCGUUUGCUAUAUAAUUAUAAACAAAUUCUUUCCCUCCCCUCCCCCCUCCUUCUCCCCUAGAAACGGUAGUAAAGUUUAUUUAUUCAUCGAAAUAUUAAUAUUUGUUAUUUAAAGAAAAACAGAAAAAUUCUGUGAACUUGUAUUGAAAGGAAAAAAAUUGAGAGAGAGAGAAAGCGAGAGAGAAACUGAGCGAGCGAGAGGAAAAAAAACCAUCGUUGGAAUCAAAGAAAAUUUCCUUUUAGUGCCCUGGCAUUAGUACCGUGUGUAAGAUUAUUUAAUUUUUACGAAAAGUACAAUUUUCUCUUUUUUAAUUAGCCCCCCCCUCCCCCUCACCCCCUUCUCUCACACUUUAGAAUUUUAUCUUUAAAACAAAACAAAAAAACUGUCUCUGAAUUAUUGCUGGAUCCAAAGAAAAUAAACUAAUUUUUCAUUAUUAUAUUUUUUAAUUAAUUUUCUCAAAAAAAAAAAAAUAAAAAUACUCAAAAGAAAAAAUUUGCUAGUGAAAAAUCGAGUAUUUUCAAAAUAUAAAGAAAUUGGAACAUUUCGAAUUAAUAAUUGUUUUUUUAAAUAGUUUAUCAAAAAGAAAAAAUUGUUUUUAUAUAAAAAAAGAAAAAAUGUAAAUUUUGCAAGCAAAUUAAUUUUAAGCUACUAAUCAAACUAACAUUAUUUAAGGUGAAUUAAGAUAAAAUAAUAUUUAAUAAAAAAAAACUAAAAAAAAACUAUAAAAAUAAUUCAGAGGAAGUGAAUUGAGAAAUGGAAAAAUUGUACUCUUCUAACGUGAGAAAAAAAAACUCAA